Molecule: messenger RNA, 603 nt
Organism: Drosophila erecta
Lineage: Eukaryota; Metazoa; Arthropoda; Insecta; Diptera; Drosophilidae
Gene: Cks30A
Product: cyclin-dependent kinases regulatory subunit
Exons: 2
Coding region: 325-549 (74 amino acids)
Biological process (GO): regulation of mitotic cell cycle
Cellular component (GO): SCF ubiquitin ligase complex; cyclin-dependent protein kinase holoenzyme complex
Molecular function (GO): protein kinase binding; histone binding; ubiquitin binding
Source: RefSeq, a predicted model, not a curated record
AUGGUAUUUUUCGGAGCAAAUGGUAUUUUACCGUGUUGCCACCACGGCCACACUUAAAUCUAGCGCGUCACUUGAUUUAAAAAAAUUGCAAACCAAACGUAAAUUUCAGCAUAAAACUAGCCCGAAUUGUGAUAAAAAGCGAGGAACGCAGGCCGAAAAGCGUCAGCAGUGUUUGCCCAUUGAUAUUGCGUGCCGGGCCAGUUGCGACAGCGAAUCCGCCGCAGCCGCCCUCACCGGUCCAAAAAAGAGACGCCAAAUUCCGCAGCGCGCACUUCGCACUCCCUUUGCAUCGGAAUUUACCUGGAAUUCGGAGCAGCGGCCACGAUGAGCAAGGACAUUUACUACUCCGACAAGUACUACGAUGAGCAGUUCGAGUACAGACAUGUGGUUUUGCCCAAGGAGCUGGUCAAAAUGGUGCCCAAGACCCAUCUGAUGACGGAGGCCGAGUGGCGAUCCAUCGGCGUGCAGCAGUCGCGCGGCUGGAUCCACUACAUGAUCCACAAGCCGGAGCCCCACAUCCUCCUGUUUCGGCGGCCCAAAACGGAUUAGCCAACAACAAAUGCAUCACACACACAUACUUCUCUACCUAUAGCCUGUAGCACA